This is a messenger RNA of Colletotrichum tamarilloi, 447 nucleotides long. RefSeq lists its product as uncharacterized. Bases 1 to 447 code for a protein of 148 amino acids. NCBI's taxonomy places the organism in Eukaryota, Fungi, Ascomycota, Sordariomycetes, Glomerellales, Glomerellaceae. The transcript is spliced from 2 exons. The record is from RefSeq and is a predicted model, not a curated record.
AUGCCGGCCGGCGGCCCAAUGGCGAGGCACCAACAUGCCAACCACAGGGCCUGUCUCAUCUCUAAUCCAUCUCCCAUCGACGUGAGAGAUGACGAGCAGCGGGGGAGGCAUGGGCUGGGCGUCUCUGAUUGGAAAGCGUCGGAGAAAAAGGAAGCAGGAAUAGAAGAUGUGGAAAUGCGCCGUCAGCCCCCAAGAGAGCGCCGGCGUGCGCCCAACAGGCUGGCUGCCGCUGGUGGCCGGGGAUUGAUCAGCACUGCAACAAGUCUGCAGACAGUACUCCCCUGCUGCAGCCUGUGCCUGGCUGGGACAGCGAGGCCCAUUAUCGGCCAGGGCAGUGUCGUGGAAAAGUGUGGCCAUGUGGAGAGACACGGAGUCAAGGAGUGGAAGCCGUGGUGGACCAUGGCCCAAGGCUUCACAAGUCAAGACCCAGGAGUCAUUCAGGACUAA